ACAAAAUGAUGGUACGAACGGGGUGAGGGUCGUAACAAAUAUAGAAGAAAGUAUUAUUGUAAAUAGUGACGCACCACUCGCCCCGGAAUCGAUAAUUAAAACAAUCAAUAUGAUUAGCGAGACGUGGUAUCGAAUCACAAUCGUUUCAUGUUUAGCCGUGCUGUCCACAGCUGAGCAAGUAUACGAUAACAAACUUACGAAACUUUGGUCUUUAUCUGGUGCAUCGAAAAGUGAUGGAUCUGCAAUAGUAAAUGUGACCAGUGCAUCUAUUGUGAUACAACCAAAUGGACAGAUAUCUUCGCGGAGAACAAAAGAUUUAAAAGGUACUCCUUCCGAUUACGGUUACGCGUUUAAACCUCGAACAAUACCAGUUCGGGAUCAUCAAGACGAGAAUGUUUAUUAUUCUCAAGAUGUGAAGUACAAAUCGGAAGUACCUUUCCCUGGUAAUUAUCAUAUUGCCAAAGAGAAAGGUAGUGAGAGCCUACAUGAAUCCCCGUACAAUUAUGUCAACGAAGGUACCUUUCAUCCAAGAGCUAUCCCUUUAAUAAUUAAUCCAGAAUUCCAAGGAAGAUCAUUGAGUGAACACGAGGAACCUAUUCUUGAAAAACCUGAAGGAUUUUCGGAAGUCACUGCGUCAAGGAGAUCAUUGUCAUUCUUAGGAGGUGAGGAUGACGAGGAAGAAGUAGACGAUGACGAAGAAGAAGAAGAAGAAGAUGGAGAUGGAGAAUACGAAGUCAGUGAGGAUACUGAUGAUAAAGGUCACGGCACACAUGUCCACAGACCUCAUAACAAAAUAAAGAAGAAAUUGGCUAAAAAAUCGAAGAAAGUGACCAAAUACAUGAUGCCCUUAUUAUUAGCUUACAAAUUGAAAUACUUCGCUCUAGUUCCUGUGAUGAUAGCUGGACUUGUAUUGUUAGUAGGUGCAACAGGAUUGGCUGGAUUCUUCUUUGCAUUAUUCGCAGCAGUUAUGGGACUACAGAAAGGAGGGUAUUAAUAAAUUUAUGUCGACGGGUUGCUCGCAGAUGCCAUUUCAGUUAAGUUAGUUAGAUAAUUUCAAAUACUUU
Molecule: messenger RNA, 1064 nt
Organism: Papilio polytes (common Mormon)
Lineage: Eukaryota; Metazoa; Arthropoda; Insecta; Lepidoptera; Papilionidae
Exons: 2
Coding region: 110-994 (294 amino acids)
Source: RefSeq, a predicted model, not a curated record